AUGGCGGAGUCUAGAGACCUCCGACCAAAAUGGCUACGAGGGGCUAUGCUUGUAACCACGUGGGGCGACGCACACUGUGGUCCGGAGGGAAGAGGCCUUGUGGACCUCACCACACCAGCAUGUCUGGACGGAAGAGCCUUGGGAAUCUUCUUGUCCCCUGGACGAGUCCGGAGUGAAGAGGACAAUGCCAAUAAGCUGCUGCUGUCUAUGUUUGCACUUGAGAUGUUCAUGAAGAUGUAUGCUCUCGGCCUGCCCUCUUACUUCAUGUCCCUCUUCAAUCGCUUUGACUGCUUUGUGGUGUCCACCGGCAUUAUGGAGCUCAUCCUUGUCCACAUGGGCGUCAUGUCAGUCAUGGGCAUUUCUGUGAUGCGCUGCAUACGCCUGCUCCGCCUGCUCAAAGUCACCAGAUACUGGACAUCGCUCAGUAAUCUGGUGGCUUCUCUCUUGAACUCGGUGCGUUCCAUCGCCUGCUUGCUGCUGCUCCUCUUCCUCUUCAUUGUCAUAUUCUCCCUGCUGGGUAUGCAGGUGUUUGGAGGGAAGUUCAACUUCCCCAACCAACCCAAACCCCGCAGCACCUUUGACAGCUUUCCUCAGGCCCUCAUCACUGUCUUUCAGAUCCUGACUGGUGAGGACUGGAAUGCUGUCAUGUACGAUGGUAUCAUGGCUCAUGGAGGACCCAGCAUGCCUGGUAUCCUAGUCAGCAUCUACUUCAUCAUCCUCUUUGCCUGUGGAAAUUUCAUCCUUCUAAAUGUCUUCCUGGCCAUUGCUGUUGAUAACUUGGCAGAGGCUGAGUCUCUGACUUUGGCACAAAAAGAGAAAGCAGAGGAGAAAAUACGCAAGAAAGCUCUCAGGGCCAACAUGCCUGACAAGGCGUCAGAGGAGAAAGCAAAUCUGGCAAAGAAGCUAGCUGAGCAAAGGGCCAAGGGUGUAGAGGGCAUCCCUACAACUGCCAAGCUCAAAAUCGACGAGUUUGAGUCCAAUGUUAAUGAGAUCAAGGACCCUUUCCCUCCAGCAGACUUUCCUGGUGAUGAUGAGGAAGAGGACCCUGAGAUCCCAGAAAGCCCUAGACCUCGUCCAAUGGCAGAUCUGCAGUUGAAGGAGGAAGCGGUGCCAAUGCCAGAAGCCAGCUCGUUUUUUAUCUUCGGACCUCAGAACAAGUUCCGGAAGCUCUGCCAUCGUAUUAUCAAUGCAACUACUUUCACCAACAUCAUCCUCCUCUUCAUCCUACUGUCAUCUAUUUCUUUAGCUGCUGAGGAUCCCAUCGACCCCAUGUCCUUCAGGAACCAGGUGUUGGCCUCUGCUGAUAUAGUCUUCACUUCGGUGUUCACAGCGGAAAUUGUGCUCAAGAUGACAACAUAUGGUGCAAUUCUUCACGAAGGGUCUUUCUGUCGGAACUCUUUCAACAUCUUGGAUCUUCUGGUGGUCAGUGUAUCUCUCCUCUCAAUGGGCAUGGAAUCCAGUGCCAUCUCUGUGGUGAAGAUUCUCCGGGUGUUAAGGGUACUCCGACCCCUAAGGGCCAUCAACAGAGCAAAGGGACUCAAGCAUGUCGUCCAGUGUGUGUUUGUUGCUGUCAAGACCAUUGGAAAUAUUGUACUGGUAACCAUGCUACUGGACUUCAUGUUUGCCUGCAUUGGAGUCCAACUUUUCAAAGGCAAGUUCUAUUCCUGCACAGAUCCUGACAAAAUGACUGAGGAAACAUGCAA
This is a messenger RNA of Anarrhichthys ocellatus (wolf-eel), 1703 nucleotides long. Its product is annotated as dihydropyridine-sensitive L-type skeletal muscle calcium channel subunit alpha-1-like. Gene Ontology annotation, cellular component: membrane; voltage-gated calcium channel complex. The record is from RefSeq and is a predicted model, not a curated record. Gene Ontology annotation, biological process: calcium ion import across plasma membrane. The annotation marks the transcript as partial. The transcript has 15 exons. Gene Ontology annotation, molecular function: high voltage-gated calcium channel activity. Lineage: Eukaryota; Metazoa; Chordata; Actinopteri; Perciformes; Anarhichadidae.